Prunus armeniaca (apricot) is the source of this 1332-nucleotide messenger RNA. The record is from the annotation of a GenBank genome assembly. Lineage: Eukaryota; Viridiplantae; Streptophyta; Magnoliopsida; Rosales; Rosaceae.
AUGGCCGAAAGAAAAGAAAAAGAUAAGCACAAAGAACAAUACAGCCAAACUCCCCAAAUGCCUAGAAUCCUCCCUGCAUCAUUAAGCCAAAAAUCCUUAAAAAAUGAGCCUGGUUCCUCUUCUUUUCCUAAGCUUGAGCCUACUAGCAUUACUCCUUUUCCUGGCAUUUCCCCUAUCCCUAUAGAUAAUCGUUUUAGCCCCUUAGGAUCUACAUUGAGCCAAAUGAGACCUAAUUAUCAAUCUGCACUUACAUCUAGCUAUGAUCCUUUUGGAUUACCUCCUACUGCCACCCCAUUUUCUUCUUCUACAUUUAGACCUAAAACUUCUCCAUACAUUUCUAAAACCACUGCUAAUCUUUUUAUUGUUGAGCCCCAUGUUUCUACCUCUAUGAGCCCUGCAAUGAUUGCCCUGAAUCACUUUCCUCCUGGAUUUCAUUAUCUUCCUCACAGCCCAUAUAAGUCCCUUAAAUUCUACCGAGAAAUACUCCAUGAGACUAAAUCUGUUGAUAUUAAGCCCAUUCGUGACAAAAUUGAUCCCCAAAAAAUUAUUUACCAUUCCCUUUACAUCUAUCAGGUUCUAAGCCAGAAAAGUUGGGGUGCACACCCUUAUGAGUUAAGAACACUCCCUUCUAAAUUACAAUACAACUAUGCUGAUUAUGUUGAGUCUUUCUAUUACAUAUUCCUACAUCAAACCCCUGAGUUUUCGCAUUCCUGGUUUAUUAAUUUUGAUAAUAAAUUUCGUUCUGAGCUCCCUUACUGGUUUCUUCACUGGUGGGAUACACAUGGCCCUCAAUCCGAAAUUAUUCCUUUACAAAUCACUGAGCUUAUUACUACAUUCUCUUCUAAAGUCAAACUCUCUGAGCGUGAUUUGUUCUUUCCUAUGCCCUUGUUAUUUUUUACUCUUUAUAAGAUUCCUUGGAUUAUGAAAUGGUCUUACAAUAUUAAUUGGGAAUCUCGUAUUUUUUCCCGUCAAUUUUCUGUUAAAUGGUGGGAUCGUUUUGAGGUCCACCGUAUUGCUGAGUAUUUUUACAGAGAUUUCCCUAAGCCACCAAAACAUGAGCCUGAACCGACCUCUUCACAUUCCUCCCAGACAAAUCUCUCUGUGGAAGGAAAAUCUAAAACUGAGCUACAAGACAUGGCUAAGCAAUUACUCCUACAGGCCUCACAAAUGCAAGAUGAUAAUGAAGCCAAUGAGUCACAGUCUUCUUCUAGCUGCCAGCCCCGCCAACAAAGUCCUAGUCCUAGCCCUGAUCGACCCAUGAGAUGGUCUGACUAUCCCCAUGGUCAAGACCCUAAUGAAGCCUAUGCCUCUUAUGAUUUGAAUUCAGACUGA